AUGAACUGGGCACUCAACAAUCAUCAAGAAUCAGAAAACCCAGAAGAGAAGAAGCAACGAAGAACCGAAAUCUCUGAGUCGGCGGCGAAAAGGAGCGAUUUUUAUCAGCCGAGGAAAAUCGAUUUUUGGCGUUCAGGGCUAAUGGGUUUCGCGAAGAUGCAGCAGCAACAGGAGCUUCAGCAUUCAGUGGCGGUGAGGAUGAGCAAUCACAAUAUUAACAAUAACGAUCAAAUGGGUAAUAAAAAGGGGUCAACUUUCAUACAAGAACACCGAGCGCUGCUACCAAAGGCUCUGAUUCUGUGGAUCAUCAUUGUUGGGUUUUUGAGCAGAGGGGUUUACCAGUGGAUGGAUGAUUCUAACAAGAUUCGAAGAGAAGAGGUUUUGGUGAGCAUGUGUGAUCAAAGAGCAAGGAUGUUGCAGGAUCAAUUUAGUGUUAGUGUUAAUCAUGUUCAUGCUCUGGCCAUUCUUGUCUCCACUUUCCAUUACCACAAGAACCCAUCUGCAAUUGAUCAGGAGACAUUUGCGGAGUACACAGCAAGAACAGCAUUUGAGAGACCAUUGCUAAGUGGAGUGGCAUACGCAGAAAAAGUAGUGAACAAUGAGAGGGAGAUGUUUGAGCGUCAGCAUAAUUGGGUUAUAAAGACAAUGGACAGAGGAGAGCCUUCACCGGUUAGGGACGAGUAUGCUCCUGUCAUAUUAUCUCAAGAUAGUGUCUCUUAUCUCGAAUCACUCGAUAUGAUGUCAGGAGAGGAGGAUCGUGAGAACAUUUUGCGAGCUAGAGAAACCGGAAAAGCUGUGUUGACAAGCCCUUUUAGGUUGUUGGGUUCUCACCAUCUCGGAGUUGUGUUGACUUUCCCUGUCUAUAAAUCUUCUCUUCCUGAGAACCCUACUGUCCAAGAGCGUAUUGCAGCCACUGCAGGGUACCUUGGUGGUGCGUUUGAUGUGGAGUCUCUGGUUGAGAAUUUACUAGGUCAGCUUGCGGGUAACCAAGCAAUAGUAGUGCAUGUGUUUGAUAUCACCAAUGCGUCAGAUCCACUUGUCAUGUAUGGCAAUCAAGACGAAGAAGGCGACACAUCUCUCUCUCACGAGAGCAAGCUUGAUUUCGGAGACCCUUUCAGGAAACACAAGAUGAUUUGCAGGUAUCACCAAAAGGCGCCAAUACCGUUGAACGUGCUCACGACUGUGCCAUUGUUCUUUGCGAUUGGAUUCUUGGUUGGUUACAUACUGUACGGUGCAGCUGUCCACAUUGUUAAAGUGGAAGAUGAUUUCCACGAAAUGCAAGAGCUUAAAGUCCGAGCAGAAGCUGCUGAUGUCGCCAAAUCACAGUUUCUUGCCACAGUGUCUCAUGAGAUCAGGACACCGAUGAAUGGCAUCCUCGGAAUGCUUGCUAUGCUUCUUGACACAGAACUUAGCUCGACGCAGAGAGAUUACGCACAGACCGCACAGGUUUGUGGUAAAGCACUGAUUGCGUUGAUAAACGAGGUUCUUGAUCGUGCCAAGAUCGAAGCUGGCAAGCUGGAAUUGGAAUCUGUGCCUUUCGAUAUCCGUUCAAUACUAGAUGAUGUCCUUUCUCUCUUCUCUGAGGAGUCAAGGAACAAAGGCAUUGAGCUUGCGGUUUUCGUUUCUGACAAAGUACCGGAGAUAGUAAAAGGAGAUUCAGGGAGAUUCAGGCAGAUAAUCAUAAAUCUCGUUGGGAAUUCGGUUAAAUUUACAGAGAAAGGUCAUAUCUUUGUGAAAGUCCAUCUCGCAGAGCAAUCAAAAGAUGGAGCUGAGCCAAUGAAUGGAGCUUCUGAAGAAGAAAUGGUUCUUGUUUCCAAACCGUCAAGUUACAACACGUUGAGCGGUUACGAAGCAGCCGAUGGAAGAAACAGCUGGGACUCGUUCAAGCAUUUGGUCUCGGAGGAGGAGCUGUUACCGGAGCUUGACGUUUCCGGUAACGUCAGGCUUAUGGUUUCGAUCGAAGACACAGGUAUCGGAAUCCCUUUGGCCGCGCAAGGCCGGGUCUUUAUGCCGUUCAUGCAAGCGGAUAGCUCGACUUCGAGAACCUAUGGAGGUACAGGGAUUGGUUUGAGUAUAAGCAAGUGUCUUGUGGAGCUCAUGCGAGGUCAGAUAAGUUUCAUAAGCCGGCCUCAUAUAGGAAGCACGUUUUGGUUCACCGCGGUUUUCGAGAAACGCGGCGCGGUUAACGGUUUGAAGAAGCCGAAUGUUGAGUAUCUGCCGUCUACUUUUAGAGGGAUGAGAGCUCUUGUUGUUGAUGCUAAGCCCGUUAGAGCCGCUGUGACUAGAUACCAUAUGAAACGACUCGGUAUCAACGUUGAUGUCGUGACUAACCUCAAAACCGCGGUUGCUGCGGCGGCCGCGUUUUCGAAAAACGGAGCAACGAAAACGCAGCUUGAUAUGAUCUUGGUAGAGAAAGAUUCAUGGAUCUCAACGGAAGAUAUCGACGACGCGGAGAUACGUCUGUUGAAUUCGAGAAGCAACGGAAACGUGCACCACAAGUCUCCGAAGCUGGCUCUGUUCGCGACGAACAUCACGAACUCGGAGUUCGACAGAGCGAAAUCGGCGGGGUUUGCAGAUACUGUGAUAAUGAAGCCACUGAGAGCAAGCAUGAUCGGCGCAUGUUUACAGCAAGUUCUUGAGCUGAGGAAGACGAGGCAACAGCAUCCCGAGGGAUCGUCGCCUGCAACGCUCAAGAGCUUGCUUACAGGGAAGAAGAUUCUCGUGGUUGAUGAUAAUAUAGUAAACCGGAGAGUAGCUGCAGGAGCUCUCAAGAAAUUUGGAGCAGAAGUGGUUUGUGCAGAGAGUGGUCAAGUUGCUUUGGGUUUGCUUCAGAUUCCUCACAGUUUUGAUGCUUGCUUCAUGGAUAUUCAAAUGCCUCAAAUGGACGGAUUUGAAGCGACUCGUCAAAUAAGGAUGAUGGAGAAGGAAGCGAAAGAGAAGACGAAUGUGCAAUGGCAUUUACCGAUUCUAGCGAUGACCGCCGAUGUGAUCCACGCGACGUACGAGGAGUGUCUCAAAAGUGGAAUGGAUAAUUACGUCUCUAAGCCUUUCGAAGAAGAGAAUCUCUACAAAUCUGUCGCCAAAUCAAUGAAAGCUAACCCGAGCUCAGAUUCUGUCGUCGUAGAUAGCCCAGAAGGGAAACAAAUCUGA
Messenger RNA from Microthlaspi erraticum, 3150 nucleotides. NCBI's taxonomy places the organism in Eukaryota, Viridiplantae, Streptophyta, Magnoliopsida, Brassicales, Brassicaceae. The record is from the annotation of a GenBank genome assembly.